This is a messenger RNA of Rubroshorea leprosula, 1366 nucleotides long. The record is from the annotation of a GenBank genome assembly. NCBI's taxonomy places the organism in Eukaryota, Viridiplantae, Streptophyta, Magnoliopsida, Malvales, Dipterocarpaceae.
UUGGUCUUAUAUAUCAAGAAAUUAAAUGAGAAGCUUUUCUUAGUAAAAGAAUUGUAUGUUUUGCAGGUUGUGUUUCCAAAUCAAGAGAAACUAAAUUUGUCCAGGAUUAAAAUAAACCAGUUAUGGAUAACAUCUUCUUAUGUUGUGACUUCUCAAGAAAGCUUGAAUUUCAGAAAGCUUAAUUGUCUACAAAUUUCUUAUUGUAGCAGCUUAGAAUAUCUUUUUACCCCUUCCAUGGUAUCAAGUCUUGUGCAACUCGAGGACUUAUCUGUAUCAUCCUGUCAAGAUUUGAAACAAGUGAUUAUGGUAGAAGGAGUUGAGGAGGAAGUGAACACAGAGUUGAUAUUCCCACGGCUAAACUCCAUUUCGCUAUGUUAUUGUGACAAGUUGUCAAGUUUCUAUGCUGGAAGUUAUGCACUCAAGUUCCAAUCGGCCAUAAAAAUUACCAUAGUAUAUUGUCCAAACAUGAUUACAUUUGCUUCUACAUUUUCAACAGAGCAAGAGAAAGAGACAGCUUAUCGAGGAACUGAGGGAUGCCUUAAAAAGAAAGAACCUGAUAUCCAUAGUCAAACUAUAUUCUUUGAUACGGUUGACAUUUCUCUCUUGGAUGACUUGGAUCUGGACUCCAUUUGUGUACAGCAAAUAUGGCACAGCCAAAUUACAUUAAUGUCCUCAUUUGUUCAAAACUUGAGGAAAUUGAUUCUGCUGGCUUGUCAUAAUUUGAAAUAUCUCUUCACAUCAUUGAUGGUUAAAAGUUUUGAGCAACUUGAAGUACUCAACAUUAGAGGAUGUAAGGAGAUGGAAGUGGUAAUACUGAUAGAAGAACUGGUAGAAAAAGAAAAGACAAGCCAGACAAUGUUUCCCAAAUUAGACGACUUAAAGCUCCAUGACCUUCCGCAACUCAUAAGAUUUUGCUCCAAUUGCAAUUCUCUUGGAGAAAUAUAUGAAGCUCAAGGACUCAAUGGUAGUGGAUCGCAAGUAGUUGCGGCCACACAAUCAAAUUUGGUGGAAACAGAAGUCACUCAGCUUGUAUUUCCUCAAGUAACAAACUUGGAACUUCGUCAUCUACCCAAUUUCAAGGGUUUCUUCCCUCAAAUCCACAUCACAAAAUGGCCAUUGUUGAAAAGAAUGCUUGCGUUAGGAUGUGACAAGGUGAAGACAUUUGCUUCAGAAUUUCCAAGCAUUGAAAUAACAUAUGGAGACAACCAACUUGAAAGGCAAACUCAAGAUCCGAUGUUUUGGAUUGGCAAGGUACGACACCAAAUGGGAAAAAAUAAUUGCAUGUAGCUUAUACAAAUCAUUUUUUUCUUAAAUUCAAGUAGGAAGAAGUAGGAAAACUAAAUCAAAAUAAAAUCAAUCAAGGCUU